AUGUAUUAUUAUUAUUAUUAUCAGAAGAUGAAACAGAAUAAAGGAGAGAAGAACAUCUCCACGCAAACUAACAACACCAUGAAGAAGAAGAAGAGGAGGAGGGAGGAAGAGGAGGUCAAUCCUCCUGCUGCUGCAGAACACCAGGAGGAGAAGAAGAAGAAGAGGAGGGAGGAAGAGGAGGUCAAUCCUCCUGCUGCUGCACAACACCAGGAGAAGAAGAAGAAGAAGAAAACAAAAGAUGUGCUGGGAGUAAAGGAGAAGAAGAAGCAGAAGAAAAGCAGCACAGCAGCAGAAGGAGAGCACACCAUGCAAACCAACCACACCAAGAAGAAGAAGAAGAAGAAGAAGAAGAGGAGGGAGGAAGAGGAGGUCAGUGCUCUUGCUGCUGCACACCGCCAGGAGGAGGAGGAGAAGAGGAGAAAGAAAGAUGUUCUGGUAGAAAAGGAGGAGGAGAAGAAGAAGAAACAGAUGAAGAAGACAAGCGGCACAGCAACAGCAGCACAAAAAGAGCAUUCUGUUGUCAGGGUGAACUUUGAACUGGUGGAGGAGCUGCAGGAGUUUGUUCCAGACAUCAAGAAUAAAUGUGACGAUGUGAUCAGAAGACUGCUGAGAUACGACCUGCACCGCUUCAAAGCCUUCAAACAGCAAGGUGUGUGUCUCCGCUCCGGCCGCUACUCUCAUCAGGAAAACCAGCGAAUAAGAGAGAACAUGGCAGACUUCCUGUCUCUGACAAGUGUCAGCUCGGCCAAUCUGCUGCUGUUCCCACGCAGAUACAAGGAACAGGAAGUGGAGAUCAGAAAACUGAGAGCACGACAUCACUUCCUAGAGAGGAUCGCUGAGGGGAUUCCUCGCCCUAGUCAUCAGGUCUAUAUCAGAGCCAGGAAGAUGUUUGAUGAUCGGAACUACAAUGGGAGGUUCUCGAAGGAGGAGAUGCGCUCUUUGAUGAAGCUUCAGACUCUGCACGGGAACGACUGGUCAAAGAUCGCCGAGAAGAUGGACCGCAGCGCGUACUCGUUACAGAAACGCUUUGCUCACAUCGCUGCAGGACGGGGUGCGUGGAGCGUAGAGGAGGAGUUCAGGUUGAAGCGGGCACUGAAGACUCACCUGGAGGCUCUGGCUGGGGGUCCUGCUGGUUCUGAAGAUUCAGCUGCUUCUGAAGGUCCUAGUCUAACCAGAGACCAGCUGUGUAACAACCUGCCCUGGAAUGAGACCAGCCAGCAGGUGGAGACCCGGUCCUGGACCCAGUGCCGCAUCAAGUGGUUCUCUCUGCUGAAGGGUAAGCUGGCCUCAGGUGGGAGCACAUUCAGCAGAGGACCUGAAGGACUGGAGGCUAAAAUCGUCCUCAUUAACACGCUGUACAACAUGCGUGUGGAGGACAUGUGCGAUGUCGACUGGGACGAGGUCGCUCAUGCUGUCGGGAAGGUGACUCCUAUGUGUGUUCAGAAGAGUUUCCACAGACUGAAGGUUUCCAGAGUUCCUCACUGGAGCGGCCUGUUCUACGGAGAGAUCAUAGACUUCCUGCACCUGAGGGUGACUCCUCUCCUGCAGGAGCAGCUGAGGAAGAGCAAGCGCCGACAGGAUGCUCAACAGGAGGCGAAGCAGGAGAGCUGCUACCUGCUGUCCGACAUCUUCUCCUCUCAGGACGACUUCCUGGAGCUGGACAACAGUCAGCGGACCACCGAUCAAUCACAGCUCUAACGGCUGGAGGCCUCGCAACCCCUUAGAUCUGACUGGCUGUAGAGAACUCACUUCCUGUCAUUAAAAUGCUUUCCUGUCACAGCAGCAUGUUCUCAGAACUUAUAUUAGAAAUUCUGUAUACAGUUUGUUUGUUUGUUACUGAUGUCUUAGUCUCUCCGUGGUGGAAUUGUUUUAAUAUUGGAGCUAGGAGAGCGUUAAAUAAAAUAGUGGCUAUUAAACACAAGCUGUUUAACAUUUCACGCAAAAAAGAUCUCCCAUGUGUCCAUAAACACAAUGUUUUUUUUUAUUAAAGGGCCCAUGUCAUGCUUUUCUGGUUAU
Trematomus bernacchii (emerald rockcod) is the source of this 2016-nucleotide messenger RNA. RefSeq names its product transcription termination factor 1-like. Bases 1 to 1698 code for a protein of 565 amino acids. The transcript is spliced from 12 exons. Lineage: Eukaryota; Metazoa; Chordata; Actinopteri; Perciformes; Nototheniidae. The record is from RefSeq and is a predicted model, not a curated record.